Messenger RNA from Cyprinus carpio (common carp), 1570 nucleotides. Its product is annotated as protocadherin-like wing polarity protein stan. The coding region runs from base 225 to 938 and encodes 237 amino acids. NCBI's taxonomy places the organism in Eukaryota, Metazoa, Chordata, Actinopteri, Cypriniformes, Cyprinidae. The record is from RefSeq and is a predicted model, not a curated record. The transcript has 12 exons.
AAAAUGACCGGACAUUAGAAGUUCUGGAUGUCAAUGACAACCCUCCGAUCUUCCAGAGUAAAUCAUACAGCGCCACAGUGUCCGAGACGACAGAUGUGGGUUCAAAUGUGCUCAGGGUGACGGCUGAAGAUAAAGAUGUCUCUCCAGAAAACAGCAGAAUUACGUAUUCUAUACUGCCUCCAGUACCAGAUGACUUUGAAGUGAGAGGUGAUGGUAACAUCAGGAUGAAACAACAGCUGAACUACAACAGUGUUCAACAGUACAUCUUCACUGUGGAAGCUAGAAAUGUAGGGGGAUACAGUGACACUGCAACAGUUACACUAACUGUUGAAGAUUUGGACAACCUAAACCCUUAUUUUGAUCACAGUCUCUAUGAAGCAUCCAUUGAGGAAAACCAGACAGGACCUUUGUCAGACGUCACACCUGAGGCCAUAAAAGCUCAAGAUGGCGACACGGGCAUCAACGAGCCUGUAGUUUACAGCAUAACAGCAGUUCUUCCAAAUGAAUAUCAGAGCAUUUUUGAAAUUGAUGGAAACAGUGGGGUCAUCUCUGUGACAUCGGCACUAGACCGAGAGAAAUCUGACCAGAUUACUGUUUACAUACAGGCAGCUCAGCAGGAUGAUGCCAGUAAGACGGCUAGCGCCAUGGUAUCAAUUACCAUUGAGGAUGUGAAUGACAACCCGCCAAAAUUUGACCAGGAUGAGUACACAGUGUCUAUUCUGGAGAACUCGCCAAAGGACCAGCUUGUGCUUCAGAUUAGAGUCACUGAUCCAGACCUGGGUGGGUUCUCUAAAGGUCACUUUGUCAUGGACAGUGAUACCUUCGUUAUUAACAGUCAAGGAGUAAUAUCACUUAUGAGCGAUGCCACCUUGGACACAGAAACUAUAGACAGUUACAACAUUGAGGUAAUAGCCGUAGACCACCUGAUGAUGGCUUAAUCUCCACAGCUAGGGUCAUCAUCACUGUUCUGGACGUCAACGACAACCACCCACAAUUCCUUCCUCUCCCAGAGCGCAUUGAGAUUCAGGAAGGUGUUUACACGCCCUCAUCACCUGGAGAGGUGUGCGUGAUAUCAGCCACAGACUCUGACUUUGGAGAAAAUGGACGUGUUGCCAUCACUGUUUACUCACACACUGAACUAUUCAGCUUCAGAGCGGAUGGGACUCUGCUAGCUAUGGAUGAGCUGGAUCGGGAGACACAGAGCGUGUAUGAUGUGCUCAUUGUUGCCAUGGACAGUGCAAUACCACAGCUAAAUAACAUCACCACAGUGAGGGUCAGUAUCACAGACGUCAAUGACAACGCUCCAGUCUUCAGCUCUGACACCUACAGCAGAAGCAUUCUGGUUAAAGACGCCAAGGUUGGAGAGGUGCUGCUGACAGUCUCUGCCACAGAUAAAGACGCCGGACCCAACGCAGUCAUUAGCUACAGUUUCUCUAAAGACUCUUCCAUGGUCACAUUGGAUGGUGAAACAGGAGACUCAUUUUGACCUCUGACCUUAGCGAGGUCACAGAAGAUAUACAGCUAACCCUGACUGCUAAAGCGACAGAUCGUGGAACACCAGCACAGUCUG